AGCGUCAACCAAAACAGGGGCUGCCACUCAAUCAGCAAAAGAUACUAGGAAAUUCGCAGAGGAAGCUUGAACUCUUGUUCAGCCGUAGUUGUGUCCAUCAAUUUCAUAAGGUAACAUAUUCGCCCCAAGUCUCAGUUCAUGUUCAUAUAGAUUCAUCCGAAUGCCUUCUAGGUUUAACUGAAUAUCAAUUCUGGGAUCAGCUUAUCUCAUAGAACAUUAGAACUGGUCAUGAUCCAUUUGCAUAAACUCAGAAAUUCAUCUAUUCUCAAAUGGGUUUCUUCAGAUAUUGCUCACAAACACCUUAGAUAUUCAAGAACCCCACUUCAGCCAUUUGGGUCUUUCCCCAGUUCCCAUACCAUUUGGCUUUAUAGUACUAAAACAAGUUUUGAAGUUGAAAACACCGAAAAGUUAGAAACAACUUCGAUUUCUAGAGCUAUGUUAAAAGAAGCCCAGGCUGCAUUGUUGGAGUAUCUGCAUUAUACUAGGGGCUUACAGUUCCUGGAUGCUGAGAAUAUGAGUAAAAACUCACCUCAGUUUCUUGAUAAGCUUUUAAGAAGUGUUGAUGGUAAAAUUGAUAAGGAGAUAGGGGGGUUGAUUUCUCGAUAUUUGAGGUACCACCCCAUUAAUGAAUUUGAGCCUUUCCUUGAGAGCUUGGGCUUGAAACCUUCAGAGUAUAUCCCCCAGCUUCCACGUAAUUUGAUGUUCUUGGCCGAUGAUGUUUUGUUGCUUCACAAUUACUCUGUUUUGUGUACCUAUGGGGUUGCGCGCAAUAAGAUGGGAAAAAUUUAUAAAGAAGCAAAAGAAGUGUUUCAAUAUGAUCUUGAGGUUUUAUUAUCCAAACUUCAAGCUUAUGAAGAAGUAGGUCUCAGCCAAUUUAAUUUAGUUAAGUUUAUUGUUUGCAGCCCUUGUAUCUUAGUUGGGGAUGUAAAUUUGCCAUUUGUCAGGGUACUUGUAAAGUUGAAGAGUUUGGGAUUGGAGACCCAUUGGAUUGAAAUGAAUUUAUCAGAAGAUAAUUCUUAUAAUUGGAGCCAAAUGCUUGAAGUUCUAAGGUUAUUUGAUGAGGUGGGUUGCAGCAAUGAGGAGUUGGUUGAACUUCUUGGCCAGCAUCCAGAUAUUUUAUUUGAGAGUUCAGGAAGAACGACACUUUCAUUAAUUGGGUUCUUAUUGAAGUUUGGAUCCACAAGGAGCCAAAUAUGUUCAAUGUUUCUGCAGUUUCCACAAAUUCGGAUCGUGCAAUUUGUUCUGAAUUUGAGGAAAUGUGUUUUGGUCCUAAAUGAGAUUGAGAUGGAGGUUGCAGAGAUUGAAAAGAUUGUUUGUUCACACUCCGUGCUACUGGGUUCAUGUGCUCUGAAGAGCACUAACAGCUUACUUUCUUGCUUGAAUAUUGGGAAAAAGCGUCUGUGUAGGUACAUACAGGAGAACCCGGAAGUGUUGAAGAAAUGGGUUCUAGGUAGAAGAGUUGAGCCACUUCCAGACUCGGAAGAGGACUCAAAAGAAAAGAGAAUUAAAUUCUUGUUUGAUGUAGGAUUUGUAGAGAAAUCAAACAAAAUGAACGUAGCACUAAAGCUAUUUCGAGGCAAGGGGAGGGAACUUCAGGACAGAUUUGACUGUAUAGUGAAUGCUGGUUUAAGUCGUCAGGAUGUCUGUGAAAUGAUUAAAGUAUCUCCUCAAAUUCUAAACCAGCAAAGGACUGUGUUACAGAUGAAGAUUGAUGUACUUGUGAAUCAUCUGGGCUAUCCUGUAUCAACUUUGGUGAACUUCCCUUCUUAUCUAUCCUAUACAACUCAAAGGGUCAAGCUUAGAGUAUUCAUGUACAAUUGGCUCAGUGAUCAAGGAACAAUAUCCCCUACCCUUGCCUUGAGCACUGUUGUUGCAAUGGUGGAGAAACAAUUUAUUUCGCAAUAUGUAAUUCAUCAUCCUUGUGGUCCUCAGGUUUGGCAUGAAUUGAAGAGUAAAUUGUAUUCUUAA
This is a messenger RNA of Argentina anserina (silverweed cinquefoil), 1968 nucleotides long. Its product is annotated as transcription termination factor MTEF18, mitochondrial-like. Gene Ontology annotation, biological process: regulation of DNA-templated transcription. Bases 229 to 1968 code for a protein of 579 amino acids. The record is from RefSeq and is a predicted model, not a curated record. Gene Ontology annotation, molecular function: double-stranded DNA binding. The transcript has a single exon. NCBI's taxonomy places the organism in Eukaryota, Viridiplantae, Streptophyta, Magnoliopsida, Rosales, Rosaceae.